GCCGGAAGCUUUCGGAUAACAACUUCCGCUCGGGAAGUUUGUGAAAGUCUGGGGUACCGGCGCGGCGUAGUGGAUGCAGCAUCCUAGUUGAGGACGCCCGGCUGGUUUGUCAGGACCCGGUUGCGUAUCCUCUUGAAGCUGAUUUCUCCCUGGCUGACCCCGUCCACGAUCGUGACCUCAGUUAUCCCUCAUAGACACUUUCCACACCUGUGUCUCCAGCCCGCACCGCUCCGAUGAGACCCAAGCGCGUAGACUUGGUUCAUAACACCCAAAGCUCCCCGGCCCCAGGCUGAGCUCCUGUAAUCUCCACACCCCACCCUCUGGUCCUCCCAGGCAUUCCACCGCGAAGGGGAGGAGGCAGAAACCCGAGAUUCACUUCUUCCCCUUUCCUGCCCACGCCCAGCCACACAGUCACUGGUGCAUUAGCUCCAUAACUGAACCAUUUGCCUCCUUGCUAUUCCCACCCUGUAAGUCCCAAUCCUGGCCAUCUUCCUCUCUCACCUGAACGCCUCCCUGUCUUCUCCCCACCCCAUCCGGUUUUGCUGCUUUCUUAUUUGUUCAUCAUAGAGGAUCUUUUUAAAAAUAUAGCUUAGCCAGGCGAGGUGGCUCCCGCCUGUAAUCUCAGCUCUUGGGAGGCCGAGGCAGGUGGAUCACUUGAGUCCAGGAGUUCUAGACCAGCUUGGCCAGCAUGGUGAAACCCUGUCUCCACAAAAAAUACAAAAAUUAGCCGGGUGUGGUGGUGCGCGCCUGUAAUCCCAGUUACUCUGGGGAGGCUGAGGCGAGAGAAUCGUUUGAACCCAAGAAGAGGCAGAGGUUGCAGUGAGCAGAGAUCGCGCCACUGCACUCCAGCCUGGGCAACAGAGCGAGACUCCAUCUUACUAAAAAAAAAAAAAAAAAGGUAGCUUAGACUAGAUGCUGUGGCUGACGCCUGUAACCCCAGCACUUUGGGAGGCUGAGGCCAGAGGAUCUCUUGAGGCCAGGAGUUUGAGAUCAGUCUGGGCAACAUAGUGAGACCCCAUCUCUGCAAAAAAAUUAAAACAAUUGCAGGGCAUGGUGGCACAUGCGCUUUUGGUCCCAGCUACUGGGGAGACUGAGGUAGGAGGAUCACUUGAGCCCAGGAGGUGGAGGCUGCAGUGAGCUGUGAUUGCACUACUGCACUCCAGCCUGGGUGACAGAGCAAGACCCUGCCUCAGAGAAAAAAAAAUCCUGUGUUAAUUUGCCUGGGGGAAAAAAAGUAGCUAUGACAAUGUCCUUCUGUUCUCCUGUAUUAAACUUUGUUGCAUUACACAUGAAACCAUGGCUCAGGAUGCCUUGAGGAAUCUGGCCUUAGCCUCUUUCCUGGCCUAUCUCACGGUUCUUCCUGACUCUGCUUUCCAGGCUGGGAAGCCCAGCCCAGGUGGUAGUGCAAACACAGCUGUUGAGCUGAGGGGAGCAGGUGUUUUUUUUUUGUUGAGACAGUCUCGCUUUGUCACCCAGGCUGAAGUGCAGUGGCAUAAUCUCGGCUCACUGCAACCUCCGCCUCCCGGGUUCAAGCAGUUCUCCUGCUUCAGCCUCCCGAGUAGCCUGGCUAAUUUUUUGCAUUUGUAGUAGAGACAGGGUUUCACCAUGUUAGCCAGGCUGGUCUCGAACUCCUGACCUCAGGUGAUCCACCUGCCUCGGCCUCCCAAAGUGCUGGGAUUACAGGCGUGAGCCACCGCGAAUGGCCGGGAGCUGUUGUUUUUAUCACUGUGGUCAUUGCUACUUGCUAGAGGAACUCAGCAAGGUGUUUUGAUUGGAAAACACCACCCAUGACCCAUGUGCUCAGUGUGCCUUUUCAUGUUUUUAUAGACUGUUGUAUAACUUUGGUUGAAGUGUCUGUUCUAAUAUUUUUCCUGGUUUAAAUUUUAUUUCUCUUUUUUAUUGAUUUGUAGGAGUUACAAUCUUUAUAUAAGUCCUUUGUCAGAUACAUGUAUUGGGAAUAUUUUCUCUUAGUCUGUGGCUUACCUUUGUGUCUCUUUUUUAAAAAAAAUUAAACAAUAGAGAUAGAGGUCUCCCUAUGUUGCCCAGGCUGGUCUCAAACUCCUGGCCUCAAGCAAUCCCCCUGCCUUAGCCUCCCAAAGUGUUGGGAUUACAGGCGUGAGCCACUGCACCCAGUCUCCUUUUUUUUUUUUUUCUUAACUGCCUUGGUAAACAAAAAUUUUUAAUUCUGAUAAAUCCAAUUUUUGAUUUUUUUUUUUUUUUUGAGAUGGAGUUUUGCUUUUGUUGCCCAGGCUGGAGUGCAAUGGCACGAUAUCGGCUCAUUGCAACUUCUGCCUUCUGGGUUCAAGUGAGUCUCCUGCCUCAGCCUCCCGAGUAGCUGGGAUGACAGGCAAGCGCCACCACACCUGGCUAAUUUUGUACUUUUAGUAGAGAUGGGGUUUCUCUAUGUUGGCCGGGCUGGUCUCAAACUCCUGACCUCAGGUGGGUGGAUCACGAGGUCAGGAGAUCAAGACCAUCCUGGCUAACACAGUGAAACCCCAUCUCUACUAAAAAUACAAAAAAUUAGCUGGGCACGGUCGUGCGCACCUUUAGGCCCAGCUACUCGGAAGGCUGAGGCAGGAGAAUCGCUUGAACCUGGGAGGCGGAGGUUGCAGUGACCCAAGAUCGUGCCACCACUCCAGCCUGGUGACAGAGCAAGACUCCAUCUCAAAAAAGAAAAAAAAAAGAAAGAAAAGAAACUUGGAUUCAUUGACACUAGGAGAGUAGUGGCUGUUGUAGGAAAUAGACUAGAUUCUCUUAGUCCACUAGAGCUGCUGUAACCACAUAUGACACAGUGGGCGGUUUACAUACGUGCGCUUCCUCUGUUCUGAAGGCUGACGUCCAAGAUCACAGUGCUGCGGAUCUGGUUUCUGGCGGGGGCCGCUGUCGUGCUGUGUUCACGCGUGUGUGGGGAGGGAGCCGGGGGGCUCUCUGGAGUUUCCUGUGAGGACCAGGCCCAUGGGUCAGGGCCCCUCCCUUCUGACCUCACUUAACCUUAAUGUCUUCCACAGAGGCCCGUCUCCAGACACAGCCCCUCGGGGCUCCAGGCUUCAGUGAAUGGAUUUAGGGGACACAAACAAUCAGUCCACAGCAGGGCCACCCCCAUCCCCCCUUCCCACCCAGACCUGUGGGCUGAGCCUUCUUUUUCUUGGGAAUGGCCACUUCGGGAGCUGUGUGUGUUGCAGGAGCUGGUGACCUUCAGGGACGUGGCCAUCUACUUCUCAAGGGAGGAGUGGGCAUGUCUGGAACCCAGCCAGAGGGCCCUCUACCGGGACGUGAUGCUGGACAACUUCAGCAGUGUGGCUGCUCUGGGAUUUUGCAGCCCCAGACCAGACCUGGUCUCUCGCCUGGAACAGUGGGAGGAGCCGUGGGUUGAAGACCAGGAGAGACCUGAGCUCCAGGCAGUGCAGAGGGGGCCCCGGCCAGGGGCAAGGAAGUCUGCAGACCCCAAGAGACACUGUGAUCAUCCAGCUUGGGCUCACAAGAAAGCCCACAUGCGGCGAGAAAGAGCCAGGGAAGGAAGCAGCUUUAGGAAGGGCUUCAGGCUGGACACGGAUGACGGGCAGCUUCCCAGAGCUGCUUCAGAAAGGACAGACGCCAAGCCCACGGCUUUCCCGCGUCAGAUGCUCACGCAGUGUUGUGGGCGGAGGCCGGGCCGCAGAGAGCGCCGGAAGCAGCGCGCGGUAGAGCUGUCGUUCAUCUGCGGCACGUGCGGGAAGGCGCUCAGCUGCCACAGCCGGCUGCUCGCUCACCAGACGGUGCACACGGGGACCAAGGCCUUCGAGUGCCCCGAGUGCGGCCAGACCUUCCGGUGGGCUUCAAACCUGCAGCGUCACCAGAAGAACCACACGCGCGAGAAGCCCUUCUGCUGCGAGGCGUGCGGGCAGGCGUUCAGCCUGAAGGACCGCCUGGCUCAGCACCGCAAGGUCCACACCGAGCACAGGCCCUACUCGUGUGGCGACUGUGGGAAAGCCUUCAAGCAGAAGUCCAACCUUCUCAGACACCAGCUGGUGCACACCGGGGAGCGGCCGUUCUACUGCGCGGACUGCGGCAAAGCCUUCCGGACCAAGGAGAACCUCAGCCACCACCAGAGGGUCCACAGCGGGGAGAAGCCCUACACCUGUGCCGAGUGCGGCAAGUCCUUCCGGUGGCCCAAGGGCUUCAGCAUCCACCGGAGGCUGCACCUGACAAAGAGGUUCUACGAGUGCGGCCACUGCGGGAAAGGCUUCCGCCACCUGGGGUUCUUCACGCGGCAUCAGAGAACUCACAGACACGGGGAGGUGUAGGGGCGCCUGAAGCGUAGGGUGCCGCGCCUCUGCGGGAGUACUGGGCCCUGAGGGAGAGCUGCAGUGAGAAGUUGCUCUUCAGCCUGGAAAAUCAACCUGAAAAGAAGCCUUCUCAGUCCUCAGAGCUCCCUACUCCCCCGAGAAGUUUUACUGGGAAAAUGCCAGGUGGGAGAAGCAGAUCCAUGGGUACGCUGGAGAUGGCCGGGGCUCUGGAGAUGGCGGGGGCUGUGCCCCAGCGCUGGGUACCCUGGGGAUGUGCUGAGAGCGUGUGCGACCCCGGAGCCACAUGCCAGGCCGGGCUCAGAGGCGGAGAAGCCUGCCCGGUGCCCACAGCUGUCUGGCUCAGGGACUCCACCCUGGCCCCGAGUCGCCGUCUGCUGGGCCUUUCCUUCCUGGCUUUGCACCCCAUGCUCGCUGCCCAGUAUGGCUUCCUUUCUUGUCUCUGUCUUGGGCGAGGCAGCUGUGAGCAUUGCACAGAGGCAAAGACCCUCCUGCAGCCUCUGCGCUGGGCCAUAGAAACAAGAGCCUUUGUAAUACUGAACCUUAUUCAAGGAUUAGGGAGUGGUGGUUGGGUCAGGGCCACCCCCAGUGUUGCAGGAACGGCCUCCACCCAGCUCUGUUGGUCAGAGCCCGGGUCACGCACCUGGAAUUGGGAGAUCAAGUUGGGUCUCAGAGCAGUGAGGUGGCCAUGUUCACCACAGGGCAUUUUGUGGGGGAAGAGGUGACCUCUUUGUUUUAAACUUAAGGUGUCUGCUUAUCCAGCCAGAAAUAAAAAUCUGCCAGUGGUGUUCCCAAGGGAACACCCCCGUGGGAAUGGAUCGGGACACUGCUGUGUUUCAGGUUAGCCGAUUAUUUUUGCUUUUGCCUGUUUAUCUUUAAGAAUUGCAGCCAGGCCAGGCGUGGUGGCUCACGCCUGAAAUCCCAGCUACUCGGGAGGCUGAGGCAGGAGAAUCGUUUGAAACCGGGAGGUGGAAGUUGUGGUGAGCCAAGGUUGCGCCAUUGCACUCCAGCCUGGGCAGUAAGAGUGAAAUUCCGUCUCAAAAAAUAAAGAAUUCCGGCCAACAGA
Molecule: messenger RNA, 5349 nt
Organism: Symphalangus syndactylus (siamang)
Lineage: Eukaryota; Metazoa; Chordata; Mammalia; Primates; Hylobatidae
Gene: ZNF707
Product: zinc finger protein 707
Biological process (GO): regulation of transcription by RNA polymerase II
Cellular component (GO): nucleus
Molecular function (GO): DNA-binding transcription factor activity, RNA polymerase II-specific; RNA polymerase II cis-regulatory region sequence-specific DNA binding
Source: RefSeq, a predicted model, not a curated record